AUGGAGAGAAAUGUAUCUUCAUCACUGAUCUCGACCUCUCCCCAGACUCAUCUCCCUCUCAACAACACCGCUGACAUCAAUGCCACAGCAAAACCCUUCAGUGUGUUUGACGGCUGCGAUAAUCAGGUAGAAGGCAUCCUCUUUGACCUGACCGUGCAGAGCAUCAACGUAAUCGUGGGAAUCCCAGCCAACUUACUUGUCAUAGCGAUCCUCAUCCGCAAUCGCAAAGAACCCACCACUUCAGACAUAUUCUUGGGCUGCCUGGCUUUCAUGGAUGUCUACUUUAGUGCCAUGACCCCAUUCAGCUUCCUUAACCUUUACCACUGGCAGAGCAAAGACGUGUGGUCCGCACUCAAGUUUUCUUACGGUGUGAAAGACACGAGCGGUCCAUUGUUUCUCUCCUGUAUCUGCCUAGAUCGCUUUGUAGCUGUGCUCUUUCCAAUUAGGUUUGGGCAGGUUAAACACAUCAUGUACAGGUUAAGCCUCUCAUUGUUGGUAUUCUGCCUUACAUUUGCUUACUCUGCAGCCAAGACUGUGGGAAACCUCCCCAACUUCGAAAAGGUGUUCACUUAUGAGAUGCUGGCAGCAUUUAGUUGGAUGGUUGUGUGUAAUGCGUCCAUCCUGUGGGCCCUGAAGAAGUCCAGCAGGACAGGGAAAAAUGAGAUGCACCCCAUGAAGAAGAAGGCCUUCAAGACGGUGCUGUCCAUCCUUUGUAUCAUUGUGUUUAACUACCUGCCACCCGUAGCACUAUUUCCUUUUGAAGACAUCUACUCCCCUGAUGUGUUUCGCUGCUAUGUGCAGCCUGUAGGCUUCGCUUUCCUCAACAUCAGCAGCACCAUCCAGCCGCUCGUCUAUCUGUGUCGUCUGGAGAAGGUGCCCUUCUUCUCAGACACCUGCGUUAAAAAGUGCUGCACCUGUAUCUAUCCAGAGAACAAGAAAACCCCACCUGCACAAAACCCACCUGCUUAG
Cottoperca gobio is the source of this 969-nucleotide messenger RNA. Its product is annotated as G-protein coupled receptor 183-like. The coding region runs from base 1 to 969 and encodes 322 amino acids. Lineage: Eukaryota; Metazoa; Chordata; Actinopteri; Perciformes; Bovichtidae. Gene Ontology annotation, biological process: phospholipase C-activating G protein-coupled receptor signaling pathway; positive regulation of Rho protein signal transduction. Gene Ontology annotation, molecular function: G protein-coupled receptor activity. The record is from RefSeq and is a predicted model, not a curated record. Gene Ontology annotation, cellular component: plasma membrane. The transcript has a single exon.